AAAAAUGGUCCGGUCAGUGCAGUGAAUUAAUUCUCAUAGAAUUCCAUUAAGAAAUGAAAUCUCAUAGUUAUUCCUUUAUAUAGUAAUCUGUGCUAUAUUCUCUACAGUUACAAAUUAUCAACCAACCAACUCGUUAAAUAUUUAAAGCACGUGACAAAACUAUGGACCGGAGCAACUAAUAAAGUGCGAUUUGGGUUCUGUUUACCGCAUUUAUUAUAUUUGUCUUCAUGUUGACUUUAUGCCACAAUUAUUUUCGUGUAGCUUCCAACAAUAAAAACAAUCAAGAUAAUCAGAAUGUUAGCAGAAGGAAGUUUGUUUUCGGCGUAUUUCUUUUACUGUUGGUGGUGGUUUUGUGGGUGGUAUCGUCAGAGCUGACAAGAUACAUAUACUUGGAAAAAAAGUUGGAAAGACCCUUCCUUGUAACUUAUGUGCGCAGCUCACUACUGUUUGUGUAUUUAUUAGUGUUAUGUUUCACACCACCCACUAGAGACCCUUGUAGGCCUGCUGACUAUACUCAAUUAAUAGAACCAACAGCUGAAACAGAUGAUGAAAAUUUUUUCAAUGAGUCUACCACAAGUUUGGGUGACUCCACAUUUGUGCCGGUUCGGGCUGGAGAGACCACUGACAGUGAUGAUGCAGCCCCUAGAGCCGUGCGCUUCAACAAAGUUGCUGAGGUGCGCGUGAUGUCUGCAGCGCAGGCGGGCGAGGCAUUGCUGGCGCGGCUGUCGUGGGCGGCUUCGGUGCGCGCCACCGAGCACGCGCAGCGCCGUGCCGCCGCCGCCGCCACGCGCCGACACCUGCGGCUCGCGCUGCUCUUUGCUGUACCCUGGUUCAUAUCAAACUACCUGUAUCGCCUGAGUUUGCUGUACACGGGGACGUGUUCCGCCUCUAUCUACACGUCGACGACGGGCGCCAUCGCGCUCUCUCUCGGCGCAAUACUGCCACAACAGCCGAACGACCGCUUCAACGUGUCCAAGUGUAUCGCUAUCGUGCUCACGGCCGCUGGACUGGUAGUACUGGCAAUAACAGAGAGCCACCAGACCAACUGGACGGCAGUGUCCGCUGCGCUAGGCUCCGCCUUGUGUUACGCAACACAUCUGCUCAUCUACCGGCGGGAGAUGAGGAAGGGAGAUGGCAUCAACGCUCCUUUACUUGUUGGUGUGGUAGGAUGCGCUUGUGGUUGCCUAGCGUGGAUACUGGGCGCCAUGUUGGCAUUAGGCCAAGUGGAGCGUGCCGCGCUGCCGCCGCCGCGACUGUGGUCGUGGAUACUGCUCGACGCCGCCCUCGGCCCACUGCUCAUCGAGUCGCUGUGGCUCUGGGGCCGUUCGCUGACGUCGACGCAGACGGCGAGCGCGAUGCUGGGGCUGGCGCUGCCGGCGGCGGCGCUGCUGGAGGCGGCCCGCGGCGGCGGCGCGUGGCGCGGCGCGGCCGCGCUGCUGGCGUUGGCGGGCUGGGUCGCCGCGCUGCUGCCCGCGCCGCGCUGCCUGCCGCCUUGCCUGCCCGCUUGCCUGCACAACAACAUGCGCGCGCAACAAGGGUUCUCAGCAAUAAGAAACCUGCCAGACUUGGACGAGCAAUCCGAGGCGUUGAUGACGCCUGAGGAACCGACGUAGCAUACCGUCCUCGUCUAAGGACUCUCGUUAGAAGUCUGAGCUGCACUCACCCAGCUUGCUACACUUGGCUUAUACCAUAGUAAGGAAUCACUAAUGACAGCUUCACAUAGGGGGCCUACUAGUUCCAUUGUGCAGGUUUCAACAAGAUGCCGCCUAUUGCACUCUCUUCACUCGCUUAGAUCCGUAAGUGCGACAGAGAGCGGAAAUCGCAGCAGGCGGCGAAAAAAAAUAGGUGUAAUGUAAAGUUCCCACAUUCCCACAUUUAGUGUUUGACUUUACUAUAAUGCACUACUCGUAGAAAAUAACUACACACCUAAAAGACACCAAGACUAUAAACUUAUCGAGACGGACAUCACAACGGCAUGAAAGCGAUUAAGGUAUACAAGUGGCUAAGGUUAUUAUCGAUUUACGGACAAAUAGGAAAUCGGUAUCGAAUUUCACACCGGUAUAAUAACGGUGACGUAACCUUCCGCUUGUAUACCUCAACCACUUUCAAGCCGUGAUCUGGUUACAAGUACUUGGUGCCUAUUCGGGCCGACACAAACAUAACUUAAUUUUAGUUGGACAGCUCUUAAACUAGUGCCGUCCUUCACUUACAAUAAGAUAGCGUGAGAUAGAGAUAGAGCUACUUUAGCUCGAUCAAAUCAAGUUAAGAUUAAUUUGGUGGUUGGCUGAAUCGGCACCAUUGCUGAACUCAGGGCUUCGCGGAAGCUGUGAGGGCCAAAUGUUUUUCAUCACACUCAGUUUAAUAUUACACAAUUAUUGAGAUUUGAACAAAGGCACGCCGUGUUAUUAAAAGAAUAUUGUGUGUGCAGCAAAGUCAGGUGAAAUGUAGGUCGGUGGCCUCAAGUAUACCUCUGAAUUUAUUUCUCUAAUACAAGAAUGACUGAAGGUAUUAUUAGUAUGUAUGUGUGAGUAUGAGUAGUAGGUUUACCACACUUGCUCGACCAUGUUGACUUCCAAAUCGGUAAUCUUCUAAAUUAGAAUAGCAAUAAUGUUCAAUAUUGCAAGUGGUAAUCGUAAUUUAAGUUACUCGCAUAUUAAUAUGCAUGUACAUAAUUCUUAAUUACUUAUACGUGAUUUGGAAAAAAUAAAUUCGAUAUAUGAUCUCAUUUCGUUUUCGUAGCUAGCGAAGAAAAUACGAGCUAAUACACACUGUGUCUGUUUGAAGUUUAUACGAGCUUUAUUCUUCCAAAAAUAAUCCCUGCCAUAUAAAGAUUCCACUUCAAAUGUCAGCAACGGCGUUCUCCCUUUAAAAAAUAUAGAAAUUCAUGGCAGCUACUUAAUGAUAAUUUUUCAACAAUAAUUAAGUUCGACGACAAUUCUUAUAGAUGCAUAAAAAGUUAAUAAUACUCAAUAUAAUGUUUUCAGUUAGCACUGUUUUGCGUAUUCGUCUCCAUACAAACAGACACACUGUGAUCACCAUUCCGGUUUAAAGUCAACACGCAAGCGUAGGUACUUAGAAAAGUACAGUUGGAUUUGAGAGCACUCCUUAAUAUCCCGUCGAAAUGCGAAUACAACUAUAGGUAUUGAGUAUAUUGGCAUUAAAACCGGGUAAGUACUAGUCUAAUGGAGAAGAUUGUCAUCUUUCGCAACCAGGAAUCACAAAAAAGUGAAAUGCAUAUUUCAAUAAGGGCUAGAUACGGGGGAAACUGCUCACCGCGAUACAGAAACCCGAUUGAUUUUGUGAAUGACGCAAGCGCGAAAGAAAACAAUUUUCUGCCUUGAUAGCAUUUAUAUUAAACUAAAAAUAAGUAAACCUAGCAUGUUAACCACUAAGUAAUGAAUGACCAUUCCAGAAUAAGCUGUUUGUUAUUUUAUAUUAUUUCCAUUCUUGAGUGUGAUGCGUGACAAAUAUAUAAUAUGUGUAAAUAAAAUUUAAUGUAAAAUAUUUUCACACAAAUGUAUGUUGUAUUGUAAAAAUAUUGUAAUGGAUUUAUGAUGUCAUUCAUUUUAGCUUCAAAUUUUUAAAUACUUUAGUAUAUAGGACUCACCUUGUAUUGAAUUAAAUCAUUCCUCAAUAGAUUCAUGCAAGAUACGAUUUUUGGAAGUUAUGUUUGCUAGAGAUGUUUCAUUAAACUCAAAAGGUAAUUAUCUAGUUUAGUGAUGGAUGACUCUGUAAAAAUGUUGAAGACAAUAUUAUAGAAGAAAUGUAAUGUUUUAACAUUUAGCUGCCUGUGCCUUUGCAUAUAUUUUUGGAACAAAUAAAACAACAUCUUCUCUCUACAAGUAUUUGAGUAACUUUAUUUUUGUAUAAUUUGGUAACUUUCAAGCCUUUUGCUUCCGGACAUAAUAUAAUCGCGAAAAGAGUUUGCUUUUAGUAAUAUGUAAUACGAUCAAUAUUAUUUUUGUUAGUAUAACAUUUUUACAUUUCUUUAUUUACGUAAAAGGUGCAUAAAACUCUGAUUAACGUAUAUAUUUCAUGUUAUGAUUUAUAAAGUGACAGACACAGUAUUAUGUAAGUGGAUUGUUUGAGUUGAGAUUUGUGUCAAUAGAUUUUAUAUUACUGCA
Molecule: messenger RNA, 4124 nt
Organism: Pectinophora gossypiella (pink bollworm)
Lineage: Eukaryota; Metazoa; Arthropoda; Insecta; Lepidoptera; Gelechiidae
Product: solute carrier family 35 member F5
Exons: 10
Coding region: 228-1613 (461 amino acids)
Biological process (GO): regulation of peptide transport
Source: RefSeq, a predicted model, not a curated record